Molecule: messenger RNA, 3225 nt
Organism: Phyllostomus hastatus (greater spear-nosed bat)
Lineage: Eukaryota; Metazoa; Chordata; Mammalia; Chiroptera; Phyllostomidae
Product: cytochrome P450 2C21-like
Biological process (GO): xenobiotic metabolic process
Cellular component (GO): cytoplasm; intracellular membrane-bounded organelle
Molecular function (GO): iron ion binding; heme binding; oxidoreductase activity, acting on paired donors, with incorporation or reduction of molecular oxygen, reduced flavin or flavoprotein as one donor, and incorporation of one atom of oxygen
Source: RefSeq, a predicted model, not a curated record
ACAAACUUUCAAUUGCACUUAUGCAAAACACAUCAAUGGAUCUCUUCAUAGUCCUGGCAAUUUGUCUUUCUUGUUUGAUUCUCCUUUUCCUAUGGAACCGAAGCUAUGCCCAAGGGAAGCUGCCACCUGGCCCUACUCCUCUCCCAAUUGUUGGAAACGUUCUACAGAUAAAUAUUAAGAACAUCAAGGAAUCCAUAAGCAAGCUAGCAAAAGUCUACGGCCCGGUGUUCACUGUGUACUUUGGAAGGAAGCCCACUGUGGUGCUCUAUGGAUAUGAGGCAGUGAAGGAAGCCCUGAUUGAUCGGGCUGAGGAGUUCUCUGGCAGAGGCAGUUUUCCAAUUAUAGACAAUAUCUUCCAGGGAUCAGGUAUUGUUUUCAGCAAUGGGGAAAUAUGGAAACAAACUCGGCGAUUCUCCCUCAUGGUUUUGCGGAAUAUGGGAAUGGGAAAGAAGACUAUUGAAGACAGAAUUCAAGAAGAAGCCUUGUGUCUGGUGGAAGCAUUAAGAAAGACCAAUGCAUCUUCCUGUGAUCCUACUUUCCUUCUGAGCUGUGUUCCCUGCAAUGUGAUCUGCUCCAUUAUUUUCCAAAACCGUUUUGAGUACAGUGACAAGCAAUUUCUAACCUUGAUAAACUAUUUUCAUGAGAACUUCAGAAUUGCAAGCACCUUCUGGAUACAGCUCUACAAUUCUUUCCCCUUUUUAAUACAUUAUCUCCCAGGAAGUCAUAAUGAAUUAUUUAAAAACAUUGCUGAACAGAAAAAAUUUAUUUUGGAGAAAGUAAAAGAACACCAGGAAUCCCUAGACCUCAACAACCCUCGAGACUUUAUUGACUACUUUCUGAUUAAAAUGGAAAAGGAAAAGCACAAUAAACACUCUGUAUUUACUAUGGACCACUUGAUCAUCACCAUAUGGGAUGUGUUUACUGCAGGAACAGAGACCACAAGCUCCACCCUGAAAUAUGGAGUCCUGCUCCUGCUAAAGCACCCAGAGGUCGCAGCUAAAGUCCAGGAAGAGAUUGACCGUGUGGUUGGCAGAGAACGGAGCCCCUGCAUGCAAGACAGGAGCCACAUGCCCUACACAGAUGCUGUGGUGCAUGAGAUCCAGAGAUACAUUGACCUCAUCCCUAACAACCUGCCCCAUGUGGUGAGCCAGGACAUUAAGUUCAGAGACUACUUUAUUCCAAAGGGCACAACCAUAUUUACAUCUCUGACUUCUGUCCUGCAUGAUGACAAAGAGUUCCCCAACCCAGAUCAAUUUGAUCCCGGCCACUUCCUUGAUGAAAGUGGCAACUUUAAGAAGAGUGACUACUUCAUGCCUUUUUCAGCAGGAAAAAGAGUUUGUGCUGGAGAAGGCCUGGCCCGCAUGGAGCUGUUUUUACUACUGACGCACAUAUUACAGCAUUUUACCUUGAAAUCUGUGGUUGAUCCAAAGGACAUCGACACCACUCCACUUCUCAGUGGAAUAGGCUCUGUAUCACCCUCCUAUGAAGUCUGUUUCAUUCCAGUCUGAAGAAGGACAAGCUGCCAACCACUGAGCCAGUUUCGCUAGCCUCAUCCAAACAAGCCAGCUGCUAUGCAACCAGUGUUUUAGCCAACAUUGACCUCUUUCUUAACAGCAGAAAUAGCAUUUAUGAGCUGUCUCUUCUAAUUCUUCCCAUCCUUUAAAAACUUUAAAGCCUCUAGUGUGAGAUGUAAGACAAUGUCUUUAUGACUUAGAACUCUGCAAAGAUUUUUCAAAAAAUAGGCCACAAAAGCACUAAUGAUGAAAGAUUGGCAAAUAGGUCUUUCUUUAAAUGAAUAUUUAAACUUCUAUCUAUUCAUCACAAGAUACCAUUUAAGAUCAUCAAAAGGGAAGGUGCACACUAAGAAAAGUAUCUGCAACGAAUAUAUCCAUGAAAGGACUUAUAUUCAGAUUUUUCAAAGAACUAAUAAAAAAAGCCCACAAAGAUACUUCAAGUAAUUUUAAAUGGGCAAACUGUUUGAAUAAUCAUUUCGCAGAAGAGGAUUUUCAAGUGGUCAUUAAACAUGAGAAAGGGUACACAACUAUUUCAGUUAUGUGGGAAAUAAUAGUAAAACCACAGUGAAUUACUAGUAUGUACCUACCAUCCACUAAAAUCUAUAUUCUAUGUGAACAAGGAACUUUGUUUUGUUCACUACUAAAUAUCAAUCACUUGAGCAGUGCCUGGCACAUACAGGCUCAAUAAAUACUUGACAAAUGAAUGAUUACCUGAAUACAUGAACGAAAAAUGAAUGGUUUGUGGGAGUGUGAAUUCAUGCAUUCUCCUUGAAGGAUGGUUUGAUCAUAUCUGUUAAAAUGUAACUGCACACUCCCAUUUUUCCAGCAAUUCCAUUCCUUAGGCAUUUAUUUCAUGGCUAUUCUUGAAUGAGUGCCUUGAUCAAUAUGUAUGUGUGUUCAUUUUAUAACUAUUCACAACAGGUUUGAAAAAAAAUUAAGGUGCUACUGGAGGUGCAAUGUACAUUAUGGUGUACUUUUACAAUGGACAAAUAUACAAAGGUAAAAACAAUUUUCAAAAUCAAGUAAUUCUGAAGUAUUCAUGAGGUGGUAGGCUCUGUCCUCAUAUGAAAACAAUUUGCUCAGUCCUUUUAAUUCCAUGAAAUUGGUACAGUUUAAUUCACCCCCACUUAACUGAUGAGGACACUGAGGCACAAGCAUGUUUAUUAACAUGUCCAAAAGCACAAGACCAGUAAGUGAUAGAGCUGGAGCAUGAAAAGAAGGUCUAACUCCAUUGUUGACCUUUCAAAGUCUACAGUAUGCUGGGUUCUGCUUGAUUCUGGGCAGUCUCCUCAGUGUAAUCCUCCUGGACUGUAGGGCUGAGAGGAACAGCCUCUCUCCCAUCACCUAAAACCAUCCUGAUGUCAAUGAUCUCUUCUCCCUUUUCUUUUCUACUAUUUCAGAAUCUGAGCAGAAGUUUCCUAGCCUCUCAGUGCUAAGACUCAGUCCUAACAUGGACUUUCUUUAACAAAAAAAAAACAUAUUUUUCUCCAGGAGUCCUGGAAAGAGGAGUGAUUGGGGAUUGUCUUCCUAGGUUUUCAUGCCUCCUGUGGUUUUCUGCCCAUGGCAUCACAGAUGGGACCCCUGCAUCCUUUUGUGGCUUUGUGUAAUCUUGGUAUCCUCAGCUUUUGAGAUAUUAAUGUCCUUUGAUGCUUGCUGUUGCUUGUCUAUUCUUCACUAUUUUGAUUUUCUCAAGAUAUUUUUGCGAAAUUUG